Molecule: messenger RNA, 1232 nt
Organism: Zootermopsis nevadensis
Lineage: Eukaryota; Metazoa; Arthropoda; Insecta; Blattodea; Termopsidae
Cellular component (GO): membrane
Source: RefSeq, a predicted model, not a curated record
AAACACUCUUCCCUGAUUCACAACCCAGAUCUUCAGAUUCCGAAUUGGAGCGACUCUAUAAGUUUACGUUACGCCAGGCGGAAAGAUUUGUGAGGACCCACGCUCUGGCCCUGAGGAUACCCACAGAAUCAGCUACAAACAGGGGCAUGGAUGCAGCGGAGGGUCCUAGGAUUGUGGACGAAGACAAUCCGCAGAAGGACCUACAAGACGAUAACACCUUAACAGAGGGCCGUGGAAAGAAGAAGAAAUUGGCUCUGUGGCUACCCCUGCUGUUCUUCGUGAAGCUGAAGGCGCUGCUCAUCCCAAUCCUACUUGGUGUCCUCUUCAUCAAGAAACUGCUGAUCCUGGCUGCCAUCUUGCUUCCAAGCUUACUUAGUCUCCUGAAACUCUGCAAGCCCCAUCAGGGACACAGCCACUCCGGUUGGAGUUCUGGACCAGAUGUCUCCUCCGAAUUCAGCUCGGGCUAUGGCCACCCAGGCCCGUACCACGGAGAAUAUCACGGUCGCAGAACUGGCAGGUGGGACCCCCAGUCUGUGGCUUAUCGAGGAUAUCAUAGAACUAACGAGGAGCACACCGGCGUAUAACAUAGAGAUGCAGAGUUGAAGACUUGAACAUUAGUGGGUACGAGGCAAGAAACUGAUUAAGUUGUUACGAGUGCUGGACAGUUCUGUGACAAACUCAAUGAAGAACCACGGGCGAAGACAUUCUCUUCAAGAACUUAAGUUUUUGAAGGUGAACAGCUAAGCUCAGGGGACACAGGCAUAUAAAAAAAUGUUGAAUUUUAAUUUAUUCUUUAUUUACACGGACAAUAACAUUUUAAAAGUGAGUUAAAUUAUCUGUUAAGUAUCGUAACGCUCAAAUUUCUCUGUUUAGAAACGUCUUGACAAACGAUCAGUGUCCAAGCAGGUUCGACGGGUUAAGACGCAAAUUAUGGCACAGUCGUUAAUAAAUUCCUUCAUAGAAUUAACGUGUCACGGAGUCUGAGUUAACUGAGACAGCGAAGAGUCAUAUUAAGUUAAUAAUUUAUAUUGUUAUAAUUUAUAAACUUUAUCUACUGUGAUCCCUCUGGAUCUUUUGUUAAUAGCAUUAUUAAUUCUCCAACACUUUGUGACAAUGAUCCGGUUAUUACAUUGCAUGGCAUUUCCCACUGUCUGUGGGAUACGAUGGCUUUAAUUCCUUAUUCCCGAUAUUUGUGCCAAUCGUGAUGUAAACAAGUAGCUUUUCCGUUCAGC